This is a messenger RNA of Dalotia coriaria, 3117 nucleotides long. Its product is annotated as A disintegrin and metalloproteinase with thrombospondin motifs 2-like. Gene Ontology annotation, molecular function: metalloendopeptidase activity. The coding region runs from base 1 to 2793 and encodes 930 amino acids. Gene Ontology annotation, cellular component: extracellular matrix. NCBI's taxonomy places the organism in Eukaryota, Metazoa, Arthropoda, Insecta, Coleoptera, Staphylinidae. Gene Ontology annotation, biological process: proteolysis; extracellular matrix organization. The record is from RefSeq and is a predicted model, not a curated record. The transcript has 11 exons.
AUGCCCCACAUCUCGCAAAACGACAACUACAACACAACUACGCUCGGACUACGAAAACUCGUUGAUCGAACAGAACGACGAAGAUCUCGGAUAUUUUACGACUCGGCAUGGAAAAGUGUGAUAACAAAAACCAGGACACAUAAUUUUUCAAAAAAUCCACGCAGAUUUCUCGAGAUUGUAAUUGCUGUGGACGAGUCAGUGAUCAAAUUUCACGGCAGAGUUCGCGUCAAACAAUAUGUCUUAACUCUCAUGAACAUCGUGAAUGCUUUGUAUCAAGACCCAAGUCUGGAGGCAAAUCUUCAGAUCGUUAUACGUGACCUACAUCUGUUCGAAAAGAAGCGCAGCGUAAUAAAAUUGGGGAAUGCCAAGAAAUCUUUAGAAAAUGUAAACCUUUGGAAUAAGGAACUUUAUAAAUUGUAUGACGAUGAUGAUGAACCGCAUGAUAUUGCUCUGUGGUUAACACGGACUGAUAUAGGUGGUCCUUCUGGUUAUGCUCCUGUUGGAGGUGUUUGUGAUCCGGAGAGAAGCUGUGCGUUGACUAGAGAUGAAGGAUUAACUUGUGCUUUUAUUAUAGCACAUGAAUUAGCACAUAUUUUAGGUUUAUCACAUGAUGGCGACUCGAAAAAUAACAACACUUGUCGGGAUGAUGCAUUACAAGGAUCUGUAAUGGCCCCGAUGGUUUCCGCGACGUUUCAUCACUUUCUCUGGUCAGAAUGCAGCCGAAAAGAAUUUGCAACAAAAGUCAGUCAAUGGCAGUGCUUGCUGAAUGCGCCUGAUGCUAAGAGAUCGAUCGAAUUGAAUUCGACGCUGGGCGCUCGCUUCACGAUGGACGAACAAUGCCGCGUCGAGUUCGGCGAAGGUUAUGAAUUAUGCAGAUCUUUUGAUAUAGUAGAACCCUGCGCGCAUUUGUGGUGUGGCCAUCAUAAAUCACCCUUGGUUUGCAAAACGAAGAAAGGACCACCACUCGAAGGCACUGAAUGUGGUCCACAUAAAUGGUGUAUUGAUGGAUAUUGCGAUAGUACACUCCGGAUUAACCUAGAUCCGUUGAAAUAUAAUCCACAAGAUGGCGGAUGGAGUGACUGGGGCACGUGGACACAAUGCUCAAGGUCUUGCGGACUUGGUAUGCAAUUUCGGCAAAGAUCUUGUGAUAAUCCAAGACCUGCGUAUGGCGGAAAUGAUUGUGAGGGACUUACAGAAGAAUGGCGUGUUUGUAAUACACAAACCUGUGCUGAUUUAAAAGAUUUUCGUGCACAGCAGUGCAAUAGAAUGCCUAAAUUAUUAGACGUACCAAAGAAUCUAACAUGGCUGCCUUAUGAAAGUGACCAAAUUGAUCUAAAGUGUAAUUACAUCUGUCAAAGUAAAGAAACUAGUGAAAUAUAUGCCAGUGAUGAGUUUUUAUCAGACGGAACACUUUGUUCCUACGAUAGAGAUAACAAACGCUGUGUGCAAGGCAAAUGCGUCACAAUCGGAUGUGACAACCGUGUUAAUUCCACGCUUAUACAAGAUGGAUGCGGUGUAUGCAACGGGGACAACUCGGAAUGCCUCCGAAUCAAGUCCAACAUAACGAAAAAAAUUAAAAAACAAAUCACUCGUGUAGGCGUGUUGCAUAAUCAAGCACGCCACAUUGCGAUAGAAUUCGCACUCCUCUACGAUAAUCCCAGCGUGCCGCGGCAAAUUGAUUUCGAUUUGUUCCUCAAGGAUCGCAAACGCAACGCGUUCCGCAUUCGCAAGUCCGCGUUCGGUGCGCCGGCGGGCAGGGAAUUCAAUCAGCACCGGCGAGGACAAUCGCGGGAAAACAACGCGCAUCCCAACGAUGUGCCAAUGGAAAUCAACCAACGUGCGGAUCAGAAUACCCAGGACGGAAUCAGCGUGACAAUUGUACACGGCGCCAAAUUUCGCUUCCAUGCAUUGGAGACCAGUAAUGCUCUUCUGCCACAGAAUGAGACUUUAUAUUUAAGCACUCAGGGACCUGUGCUGAAUGAAUUAGUUUUGUUUGCUAAAAUGAAUAUGGAGUAUUUAUUGCAUAAGAAAUUUAAAGAAUCACGUUAUGAAUGGAUUCUUGGUGGUUGGGGAUCUUGUUCUACUUCUUGCGGAGGUGGAAAAAUGUUUAAGACGAAAGCAUGUGUGGAAAAAUCAACGCAACGUAUUGUAGCACGUAAAAUGUGUUCAAUUGUUAAUAAGCCACCAACUGAAGCACGAACAUGCAAUGAUUUUAGUUGCAAUUUUGUAUGGAUCCCAGGACAAUGGGAACCAUGCACAGCUACAUGUGGAAAUAAUGGCGUACAACACCGGGAAAUCUACUGCGUUCCACAAAAUUUACAAAAUGACACAACUGACUUAGAAUCGGCUCCCUGGAAAUACAUGUUGCCACCAACAAAAUGUGGUUAUCAACCACCAUCAAUACUUCGUCCAUGUAAUCGUACUACAUGUCCAGGUCAUUGGGAAUACUCACCGUGGUCACAAUGUUCUACUUCCUGCGGAUUCGGUGAACAAAUUCGUGUUGCGCAAUGCACGCAACCCAAAUCACACUUUACUGCAUCAAACCAAAAUGAUACAAAUAUUAAUAUAGAAUGUGAUUCAAUAUUACAACCACCACAAAUGAAACAAAUUCAAAGUUGUGAGAAUGUCGAAAAAGUCGAUUAUGCUAGGCAACCAACCGAACUAUGUACAAAAAGCACAGAAGAUACUUCACCGUUUUGUGAAAUACGAUCACUGAAAAGGUAUUGUCAAAUAGAUUCAUUUCGGGAGUUGUGCUGUCACAGUUGUAGCUUACAACAUGCAACUUCAAUAUAAAUAGAAACGGUUUUGAUUAACAAUAAUACAACAACGAUGAGUAUAAAUUAAUACUUGAUAAUUCAAGUAUUAGGUUAUCGAGAGUAAUAUUUAAUUGUGUUUUCAUUCAAUUCAAUCGAAACAAUCAAGUGAUUAGGAGAUAGCUUAUCAUGCCUGAUUCAUAUCUAAAUUCGAUGCUACCUACCGACUGUUGUCACUCAUCGAUUGUUAGUGAAUAUAAACCAAAUUAAAUGAUAAUAUUUUUAUAUAUUUGAUUUAGUUGAGUGUAGUUCUCUGAAUUCUGUGGCAUUUCAGUGAUGAAUAAAUUUAAAUGUUUAACUGGAA